This is a messenger RNA of Helicoverpa zea (corn earworm), 1726 nucleotides long. RefSeq names its product TATA box-binding protein-like 1 (gene Trf2). Gene Ontology annotation, biological process: DNA-templated transcription initiation. The record is from RefSeq and is a predicted model, not a curated record. The coding region runs from base 292 to 1179 and encodes 295 amino acids. Gene Ontology annotation, molecular function: DNA binding; general transcription initiation factor activity. The transcript has 4 exons. Lineage: Eukaryota; Metazoa; Arthropoda; Insecta; Lepidoptera; Noctuidae.
UUUUUCAUUCAUUCAAUUUUGUUCAUCGAAUGGAACAUGGCGGUGCUAGGCAGGAUGUGCAUAAGUUUUUGAUUUUUGCAUUUAUUAAUGAGUUGCUUGUAUCAGUUAGCUUUCUAAGUAAUUUCUGUCAUAUUUCGUGUGUUGUAAUAUUUGUUAAUGUGUAUAAGCUAAUUCAUCCCCGGAACCUCCUGUCUGGAUUUUCUUAGUUCUGCAAUGAAAAUUAUUAUUCGUUGGUAGUGUAAAAAUAAUUGUGACAAAUAUAUCACUUUACCUCAGUGUGCCGUGGUCGUCAUGGCUACGCUCAUCCAGGAGAAUGGUAUUAAAGAGCUGAGCAAGGGCACACAUGGGGUUGUGGCCAACCGUGGCAUAUCCUCUCAUAGUGUAACAAAUCAUAUGGUGCCUGACCAUGAAUACUGCGAGGCAGGCACGGCCAACGCGGCCCAGAUGCAGUGCGCCGACACCACCGAGCAGGUGGCACCGCCCACCCCCAUCGAAGAGGAGGAAGAUACACCUGAAAUAGAUAUAAUGAUAAACAAUGUUGUGUGCAGUUUUAGUGUUAAGUGCCACCUGAACCUUAGACAGAUAGCAUUAAACGGUGUUAACGUAGAGUUCCGCCGCGAGAACGGCAUGGUAACCAUGAAGCUACGGCGCCCGUACACGACGGCGUCGAUCUGGUCGUCGGGGCGCGUGACGUGCACCGGCGCCACCAGCGAGGACCAGGCCAAGGUGGCGGCGCGCCGCUACGCGCGUGCACUGCAGAAGCUCGGCUUCCAAGUGCGCUUCCGCAAUUUCCGUGUAGUCAAUGUAUUAGGCACCUGUCGGAUGCCCUUUGGUAUAAGGAUCAUAUCUUUUUCCAAGAAAUACAAAGAAGCCGAUUAUGAACCAGAGCUUCAUCCAGGAGUAACCUAUAAGUUAUAUAAUCCUAAAGCCACACUCAAGAUAUUCUCUACGGGAGGUGUGACUAUCACAGCCCGGAGCGUGAGCGACGUGCAGUCGGCGGUGGAGCGCAUCUUCCCGCUGGUGUACGAGUUCCGCAAGCCGCUGACGCCGGCGGACGAGGAGCUGCUGCGGCAGAAGCGCGCGGCGCGUGCCGGCGUGGCCGCGCCCGCGCCGCCGCCCGACGACGAGCGCAUGCACCUGGUGACGCUGUCCGACGACGACAACGACGCCUGGGAAUGACGCGGUGGGGCCGCGCGCGCCUCCGCCGCCCACUGAAGCUCCCGACGCGACGCCCCGUGCGGGAACGAAACGAACUCUAUAUUGGCAUCGAAGCAAUAACUGUCGGUUGUUAGUGCGAUCGCGUGUGACUCGUCGGCGAGCUGUUCGGUUCAUGCCAAAGAUAUUUAUUAGGGGAGGUGCUUCGCGGCCGGUCCGGCUCGCGCGCGGCCGCGACCGCUCGGCUGAACGUUCUGCGAAGCGCCCGCGCUUCUUUACCCUUCGUAUGUACGAUUGUAUCGUUUUUGUGAUGACCUGUGACCUCUUUAGUAUGCGUAGAUGAAGUCGAAUCGUUUACGUUGAAACCAAAAUUGUCAUAAAAUAAAUAAAAAUAUGUUCAAAAUAAAUCUCGAUAACGAUACUCAGUCUCGUUUUUCAUUUGCCGUUAUGAUUGUAGAAUUUGUAGUGAUAAUAGUGUUCAAUAAGAUUUGUUCUAAGAAUGAGAUGACUGAACGUUAGAAAUUAGUGAUUGUAAAUAUGGAAGCUUCGACAUUAUACGUUUCAAUAAAAA